AUGACAAUCAAAAAUCGAAUUGGACACGUGCUGCAAAAAAAGACGAAGAAAAAUUAUCAAUAUCAACAACAAUAUCCAGCAUUUGAUAUACCAACAUCACUUUAUCAAAUUAUACAUGUAAACAAACAUACAACAACUGAAACAAUGGAAAAAUUAAUUAAUGAUGCACGAAAUUGUAAUGAAUUUACAUUUGAUACUGAAGGUGAAAAAUCAACCAAACAGUUAACAUUAAUUCAAAUUCAAACAAUACCUCAACAAUUACCAUUUUUUGUUAUAUUAGUAGAACUUGCACAUUUACCACCAAUUCAUUCAUUAAUUCAUUUACAAAUUAAAUAA
Molecule: messenger RNA, 336 nt
Organism: Rotaria sordida
Lineage: Eukaryota; Metazoa; Rotifera; Eurotatoria; Philodinida; Philodinidae
Source: the annotation of a GenBank genome assembly